Molecule: messenger RNA, 6462 nt
Organism: Pseudoliparis swirei
Lineage: Eukaryota; Metazoa; Chordata; Actinopteri; Perciformes; Liparidae
Gene: zmynd11
Product: zinc finger, MYND-type containing 11
Exons: 16
Coding region: 229-2265 (678 amino acids)
Biological process (GO): regulation of transcription elongation by RNA polymerase II
Molecular function (GO): protein binding; DNA binding; transcription corepressor activity
Source: RefSeq, a predicted model, not a curated record
CACGCGGGCAACAAUUAUCAGCCAAUCAGAGGCAGAGUAAGGCGGGUCACACCAUUGCGGCAGUACCGUCACCCCACCGCUAGGGUUCUGUGUUUACCUCCAGCUGGACUCCAUCCACAGCCUGGAGACAAACUAAUGUGAGCCACCUCGCCCCUCAAUCCUUUGCGGAUUUCCUGCAGCAGCCGCCGCCGCCGCCGUGUCGGUGACACAGUAAAGACAAAAGUUGAGAUGAAUAAGGAAAUCAUGUCACGCGUGGUGAAGAAGAGGCUGGCGGACCCCAAGGUGGUCCAGUAUGUGUGGGCGGCCAUCGAGGUCGUCCGCAACCAGAAACAAAUCGCAAACAUGGACAGGAUCUCCAAGUACCUGAGCCGCAUGUUCAGCAUGCACCCCAAGGAGACCGCCAGGCAGCUGAACCUGGCCGUGAAGGACGGCCUCGUGGUGGAGACGCUGACCGUUGGCUGCAAGGGCACCAAGACCGGCAUCGAGCAGGAGGGAUACUGGCUGCCCGGGGAGGAGAUGGAUCCGAGAGCCGAGGGAAGCAAGCAGGAGUGGGAGGCGGAGAGCCACGACUGGUACUGCUUCGAGUGCCACCUGCCGGGCGACGUCCUCUCGUGUGACAACUGCUUCCGGGUUUACCACCUCAAGUGUCUGUCGGAGGAGUUCAGGCCCAGAGAUGCAGGCUCCCACUGGCAGUGCGUCGUCUGCAGAGGCAGUAAAAAGAAGAACCUGAACAAACAGGAGAUGAGUAAAUACCUGCGUUUCAUCGUCCAGCGUAUGAAGGAGAGGGCAGUGGACCUGAACAAGAAAGGCAAAGACACCAAACACCCCAUGUACAAACGGCUGAUCCACACGGCGCUGGAGGUCUCGAACAUCCACGAGAACCUGUCUGAAGGAAAGUAUAAAAACUUUGAGGAGUUCAAAGCCGACGCUCAGCUGAUUGUUCACAACACGGCCAUCUUGUACGGAGUCCACAGCGACCAGGCGGAGAUCGCGCAGCUGCUCUUCAGCGACACGUGUCACGAGUUGAAUGAGCUGCUGUUGUGUAAGAACUGUUUCUACCUGUCCAACGCCCGGCCCGACAACUGGUUCUGUUACCCCUGUAGCCCCAACCACGACCUGGUGUGGGCCAAGAUGAAAGGCUUUGGCUACUGGCCCGCCAAAGUGCUCCAGAGGGAUGAAAGCCAGGUGGACGUCCGCUUCUUUGGCUACCAGCACCAGAGAGCGUGGAUCCCCGCGGACAACAUCCAGGACAUCAAGGUGAGCAUCCAGCAGCUGCAGGUGAAGCGCAGCAGCGGCUGGAAGAAGGCGUGCGAGGAGCUGGAGGUCUACCAGGGCUUCCUGCGGGACGGCCGCUUCUGGAAAACCAAGAUGGAGGAGAGCAGCAUGCCGUUACACCAGCCUCUGCAGCAGAGCCAGGACCAGGACCAGGACCAGGACCAGGAUCAGGACCAGGACCAGGACCAGAGCCCACAACAACAACAACAACAGCAGCAGCAGCAGGAGGGCAGCGGGAAGACGGACAGGCUGGAGCGGACGGACGAAGCCGAGUCCAGCAUCUCCUCCACCAGCAACGAGCAGGUCCGACAACUCAAAGGCAGCCUGGAGCCAAAGGCCAAGAAAAGCCGUCGAUCUCAGAUGGUUCAGCCCAAAGAAGAAGCCAGUUCUGUGCUCCGCCAGGACCCGGAGCCCGAGGUGGAGGCGGUCAGCUCCAGCCAGGAGAUCCCGGUGUCCUCGGCGCCGCCGCAGCCCGAGAAGCUGUCGGUGUCCACGCAGACCAAGAAGGCGAGCGGCGGGUCGCCGCGCACGCUGCACCGCGGCACCCAGACGAGCAGCGACGGCGCCUGCCUGAACAUGUGCCACGAGAAGUACACCAAGGUCUUCAACGACGUCAAGGAGAUGAUGAAGGCCGACAACAAGAGGGAGACGGAGAGGGUCGUCAGGGAGGCUCUGGAGAAGCUCCGUAUGGAAAUGGAGGAGGAGAAGCGCCAGGCGGUGAGUAAGGCGGUGGCCGCAGCUCAGGCGGAGAUGGAGAGGAAGUGCAAGCAGGUGAAGGAGAAGUGUAAAGAGGAGCUGGUGGAGGAGGUGAAGAAGGUGGUGGCCCAAAACAAACAGCUGAUCUCCCAGACCAAGAAGAAGCAGUGGUGUUAUAACUGUGAGGAGGAGGCCAUGUACCACUGCUGCUGGAACACCUCCUACUGCUCCAUCAAGUGUCAGCAGGAGCACUGGCACGCCGACCACAAACGAACCUGCCGCCGGAAGAGAUGAACAAGCCCCUCCCCCAACCCACCCCCCUUUGACCUUACACAGCACGCCAUUGGCUCUCGUCCUCUCCUCCGCCUGUCAGUCAGUGACACACACACACACACACACGCGCUCUCUUCCCUCCUGCUUCUCUACUUGCCUUUCUGAAAACUUUGUGGACUCGACGUUUUCUACGUGAAAAGAAGAGCAAUUUGUUCCCUUGUUGCGUCUCCAUUUGGUUUUCUAUUAUUUAAUAUACCCAUUGUAUUGAUUUCUAUCUUAUUAUUAUUGUCGUAGUGGUUUUUACUCCUGGAUCAUGGACAGAUUGCUCGAGAGCAUGGCUCAAAUGCAGAGUUAUCGUAUGAUUUUCUUUCUUCCUUUUUUUGUUGUUGCUUGUGUCAGAAUGUGUUAUUUAAGUGUGUCGUAACCGACGAGUGUUCACGGAAUACAUUUUAUUACCCGAGUUUUUUAAUAAAUACCGUUUCUUAACAAAUAAACGCCGUCAAACCGUACGAGAAGAAUUAAAAGAUACCGCGAGUACUUUUACAGCUUCAAACUAGCUCCGCUUUCAUAGAGAAAAACCUAUUUAAAAAAAAAAAAAACUUGCGACGUUGUAGACUUCAUGGCUCGCCGUGUCAGCAUCUUUUAUUUUUUCAUUAAACUAUUGAGGUGGACGACACCUUUCUUUUUAUCGUUUCUACCUAAAUCAUAUUACGUCACUUAUUGGGAACAGGGUCACAACGUCGUGAAAAGAAGUCGACAAAAUAAAUCUUCCAUAUAUUAUUAUAAUAUUAUUAUUAUGCACAUUUUGGGGCUCUUUUGUUUUCCAAUAGACUAGUUUUUAUGAGUCAGAUAUUUAAAAAUAACAAACGUUUGGAUUGGUUCUAAAUUGGGGAAAUGUAGAGCAAUCUUUCCUGAGCUGGAUCUUAGAGAGCUUCCAUGAUUUGAAAGUUUUUUGCACACUUAACCCAAAAGAUUCUAAUAUUGCCAAAAAACUAAAACUAACUAAAUCUGACAUUUGGUUGAACCGACCUGAAAAUAUCUGGUGAGUCCUCCUACGUCGAAAACAAUUAUAUAUAUAUAUAUAUAUUUUUUCCCAGAGCUUUGUCGGUAUAAUUCUUUUGGGAACCUCUGGAGGAAAGUGAGAAACGAAAAUAUUCGGCAGAUCCAUUUUAGUCUGAUUUUAAAAUAGUUUCUGAUUCAGAUUUAAAAACGGUGUUUUGUUGUUUUUAAUACCCGUCUUGGCCACAAGGGGCAGACGUGCGCCACGACCCCUGUUCUAAAUGGGAAUAAUAGUGUUCAUGUCUCAUUUAUAUAACAUGUAAACACACGACAUCUCAUUUCGGCCUCUUGUGGCCGCAGCGAGUAACUACAACAACAAACACGAGGAGGGAAAAUGUUCAUCGGAGAUUAAAACUAAUUAAAAAGGAGCUGAGACCUUUGUCCCUCCUCUUCUUAAGUCGUGAACAAAGAAAGGAAAACAUCUCCUCUAGACAUGUUCUUCCUCUCGGGGCUCCCCUUCUUCUAUUGACAUUUUUUUUUAAUGACCGACACUCUUUUCAAAAAACCUAAAGUGACUUUCACUGCGUAUGCUGUAGUUGGUGGUCAGUGCCUGUCUCUAUUGUUUUUCUUUUGCGCCCAGCAAAGCGAAAUGCAUGUUGAUGGUUUCAUAGUUUGUCUUUUUAUUUUAUUUUUUUAAUACGGUUUAAAAAAGAAAAAAGAAGAAGACCAGAAGCUCGCUGGUGUUCAGUAAGCAGUGACGACGGAUGGACCAAUAUAACACUUUAUGCAAAUGUGAAUGAUCAAAUUAACUUUCUCUAAAGCUUUUCCCUGCACUGGAAGUUGCGUGGCGUUGGUGUGUAGAUACGGUGCUCGGAAACCUUUCAUUUUUUAAAUUUUUUAUUUGCAAUAAAAUUGCCUGUUUAUUUUUGUUUUGUUUUCAUUUAGAGUGAGAAGUGACACUCUUACGGUUGGUUGACGUGAUGACGAUCGACUGAACGGAGGAACGUCGUUCAGUUACUCUUCUUUCUUUUAACAGGUGGCGAAAGAAAUACCGUAAAUUCUCAUAUAGUGGGGCAGGACCUUUUUUUAAAUUACAUUUUUAUUCAUCUCAACUAAACUUUUAUAUCUUAACGCCUCUUCAUGUCCUUUUUUUUUUUAAAGAACCUGUUGCUGCUUCUUGCUGUAAAUUACAUUUAAAGACUUCAUUUUUAAUGCUUCAGGUGCAAAAAACAAACUAUUACGACGUAGUAUUUGUACAACAUGUUCAUGGUGACGCGGUUACAAUGCUUCAUGCUACACAUCUGCAAACGGACAAAACUAAAGUGUUUUUCAAUGAUUUAAUACUUUUUAACCUGAUGUAUAUAUAUAUGUGUAAAGUUCUCACAAUGCUGUACAUACUGUGACUCAAGUGUGUACUUUAAACUGAUAUUGGUGGACUGUUUUGCAGGUGUUACAAAAUAAAUCCUCACGCUUCAACGUUUUGUACCAAUAAGAAAUGAGACAAGUAAAAAAAUAUAUAUAUUGAAAUUAUGACUUUAUAACGCAACUUUACGAGAAAUUUUUAGUUUAUUUCAAGUCCUCUGUGAUAUUCUAUUUCUACAUUUACUGUUGGAAAGUAUUGCAAAGGACUUCAACGCCGAAUAAUGUUCACUAAAGACGGAACGCGAACGUAUUAUUAACGUUUGAUUUGAUUCAACGCUUAUCAACAUUGUGGCAAAUGUACUUUAAUCAGAAUCUCGUUCUUUGACCGUUGUUAAAGGUUUUCGUUGGACGUUAGAAGCGUUUCAUAAACGUCUGGUGUUUAUGUUUUUAUUAAAACCAACAUGUGCGUCUCUCAAUACCGCCCCACUUCCUGUCUGGCUCCAAGCUCUCUGGUUCCUACUACGUAGAACUAUAUCUGAAUAAAUACAGUGAGAUUUAGUUUGUUUUGACCCAAACAUACAAAUUUGUUAUUUUAAAAGUUUUUGUUGUUGUUGCUUUGAUGCAGCGAAAUAUAUCAAAUUAUUAAUCUGCUUUGAACCACUAUUGGAGAAUUUACGGUACCCGUCAACUUUAAAUACUUCAAACCGAGUCUUUCUUUUGGAAACUCAUUUAAGUGUAUCACUUUAAGAUGUAACAUGUUAUUGUACAGUUUAAACCGGCUUUCUAAAUCUACAUUUUCUUUUCUUCUGGAAAGAGUUCUUCCACCGUUCUCUUGUCCCCCUCCACGGUUUUCUGGUUUAGUCUCGUCGUCAUUGCACUACGUGUAAAUACAUUUUCUUCCUGCUUCCUAUAUUAUAUGUACAUUGUAAAUGUAUUCACGAAGACUCAAAUUCAGUUGUAUUUUUCUGUGUUCACAGUGAUCUGGAUGACUGUUGGUUCUAGUUUUGUACAAUGUACAACCGUUUAUCGUGUCGACGUCUGUCGCUCCGCUCUCUUGAGGUUUUAUUAUUUUUAAUUUUUAAAACACAGCGAGAGCUUCGCCUCACGAUUUUUAUCUGAAUAUUUCAAGAUGGAAGACAAACUAUUGUUUGUUCUCCCCAAACUGACACAUUUUUAUGGACGGUGACACCUUUUUCUUUUUUUAAAUAUUCGUCCAUCCAGCCGUAAAAAAAAAGAAGAAAAAAGAUUUGUGUGAAAACUUUUGGGAAACUCAUUCCAGUUUUUGUUUUAUGUUUUUUUUAAACUGCAUGAGUAUAUAUGUAUGUUUCCUUAUCUGUCCCUCAGAAAAAAAUACCUUGUUUCACUCUGUUAGAGUGACGCAAUAUGACGAUGAUGUAUGUUUUUAAUUUCUGGAACUUUCGUCUUUUGAAGCUGUUAAAAAACUGAGUAAUGGAUCAAAUCGCUGGUCUCAUUCCCUAGUUCCGUGUUCACGGUACUCGCGCGGUACCGUGUACACAGUACUCAUGCAGUACACGGUACCGUGUGCACGGUACUUGCGCGGUACCGUGUACACGGUGCCGCGUACACGGUGCCGCGUGGGUACUAGAUGACAUCACAGGGUCGUUCUGUGCUUCCAUCUGGAAUAAAACCAGCGCGAGGUCCUCUCUGUUCUCUGUAUCCUCUGUUCUCUCUAUCCUCUCUUCUCGUUGCUCAUCUUCUCUCCUGUCCAUAUGUUAACUAUUAAUUGUGGCUUAACAUUUUCUAUGCUCCUGACAUUUUAUUUUAUUUUGUAUGCUUUAGCUAGCAAUAUGUAUAUAAAUAUAUUCUAACAUGGAGGAAAUAAAUGUAUCAACAAGU